Messenger RNA from Triticum aestivum (bread wheat), 3124 nucleotides. RefSeq names its product serine/threonine-protein phosphatase 7 long form homolog. Gene Ontology annotation, biological process: meristem maintenance; meristem development. NCBI's taxonomy places the organism in Eukaryota, Viridiplantae, Streptophyta, Magnoliopsida, Poales, Poaceae. The transcript is spliced from 5 exons. Bases 734 to 3124 code for a protein of 796 amino acids. The record is from RefSeq and is a predicted model, not a curated record.
AGCAAAGAAGUCCCAAAGUCAUGGCUGCAGGAAAGUGGACGCACUUAGGAAUAAGUGGGAGGUCAAUGUGCGAGCCAAGUACGUUAAGGGUCACCACAGAGGAUCAAAAAAGCAAGCUGUCACCCUUGGCUCAACCUCCUGUGAGUGCACUUGUAACAAGCCCAAGCUUGAGGGCUACCCUUGCAGUCAUGUGCUCCGGGCGGCUGCUGUUCAAAAAAUCAGCGUCGAGCCAUACAUAUCGCCGUACUUCAACAUGUACAAUCUGUACAACACUUGGAACGGUGAGUUCUGGGCUUGGGGCAUUGAUAUGAACUACAAAAUGUUGUGGCCAGAUGGGCCGAAAUGGGUUCCGAACACCGACUUGAUGAGAACCGCAAAGGGACGACGUCAGUCUAGGCGUCAUCGCAAUGACAUGGACCAUAGCCAGAUGGGAGAACCAAGGCGAUGCCGCGUUUGCAGGUGUCCUGGACAUUCACGCAAAGACUGCCCGUAUCGAGCCAACAACAACGCAUGAUGUUGAUAUAUAUGUACUCGCCAUGUCUAUUUAUAUUUCUACUCGUUAUGUGUACUUAUAUUGAAUUUAAAUUGAUUCUCUUUGUAUUAUUGUACUCCUGAUGUUAACUUCAGAUAAUUAAUGUAAAUCGUAUCUCUUUGUAUUUUUUAAGUUAAUUUAGAUUUGCAUUUGUAUUUCUGUCUUCCUCGUAAUUUAUAUUUGUAUGUUUGUGUGCAGGUUAUGGGUGAAGUGCCAGUGCUUUUGCAGGGGCCCCAUGACGCCGGGCACCGUUGCCACCUAUUUUUGAAACCAAAUACUAAGCAUGAUUAUCGGCCUUUCAGACUUCGAACCAUAAAGAAAACAUGGCCAAUACACAAUCAUUUCCUUGCUCACCUUGACGCUUAUGGACUACAAGGUUUUGCUAGGCUCACAUCAUGCGACGACCAAGUACGUUCGGACCCAUCCCUUUUGACAUCCCUCGUUGACCGGUGGAGACCUGAAACCCACACCUUUCACUUUCGUUUUGGGGAGCUUGCACCUACACUGAAAGAUGUUUCUAUGAUCACUGCUCUACCAAUUAGAGGUGAGCCGGUAGUCUCUCCACGAGUGUCUCCAUCUUGGGCAUUAGAUAUAGCAGCCCGUCUUGGGAUGGAAAUGCCAGAAUCACAACGUUCUGGUAACCCUCGGGGCAUCCCACUCGUCUGGCUUCGUGAUAACUUUCUUAAUUUAUCUAGCUUCGCCAAUGAGGAGACGAGAAAAAGACAUCUGUUUGCAUAUUUGUUGUGGCUCCUCGGGAAUCUAUUUCCAAAUUCACAUGGGGACGUUGUUGUCCCUGGUCUCAUCUACAUUGCAGAGAAUAUGGUAGAUGAACCUUUACCCGAGCAGCCAAAAUACAGCUUCGGUUCUGCCAUGCUAUCUCAUACAUACAGAGGCUUGUGUGAUGCCACGCAAAAAACCUCUUUCGCACAAAAAGCUCCAUUACUUUGUGUCGCCUAUGAGUUUCUACAGUUGUGGUCCUGGGAAUACCUCCCUGUAGGACGACCUCGUAUAGUACAACCCAUAUACCCAUAUGACUUUGGCGAGGGUGCUAGCGCAACUAUGGCCACCAGGUGGACAAAGGCACGGAAACGUUGGUCUCCAGAUAUUGCGAAAAAUUGUUACCCUAUGUACCACCAGCAGUUUGAGAUACUUGAUGAGGCAGAAGUCACAUGGAACCCGUGGACUCAGGACCAGCUAAAAAUGGUCUUUGAUGCUCGACACUUCACACCAGGCAUGUUGACCGAUAGUGCAUUCUGGCUGACUCGCUGCAACUUAUUGUUCCUGUGGUGUGUUGAACCUUACAACCCAGAGCGUGUAAUGAGACAGUUCGGUCUCUAUCAAGAAAUUCCACCACCUUUUCCCAGACGUAUCGACGAGGAAACACAUAAGCUAACCAAUAUGGGCAGGGGUUGGAGUUUAUACGAUUGGAGGGAAGAGAACAGUGAAUGGGUACACAAGUGGACAAAUGAAGCGCUAGCAGAUAUAGUGCGUCAACUUAGGCCGUACGAUGGAAGUACAGAUCAAGCGUACAAGCAGUGGUACUGCAUGAACACACGUGCUAGCCUGGCCAGUCAGCCAGCUACUAUACCAACACAUCUCACACAAGAGGAGCAGGCGCGGAGACAUGUUGAGCUGCAUGCAGCUUACUAUCGUGACCACCUGCUUGAAAAUGUCAACGAAGUAGGGCAGAUGGCUACGGAUAGCAUGCCGGCCCAGGGCCCAUAUCGCAAGACAUUCCAGAAACUUUUGCAACAAUUCGUGGCAAAGAAGUUCAGAUGCGGUAGAGGCGACGACGUUGCCACUGGAGCAUACAUGCCGGUAGCGAGGUCAGCCAGACCGAGUGCGGCACCGUCGUCCAGACCGAGCGAGGCGCGUACGAGCCAUGAGCAAUGGGGGGAGGGUCCGAGUACUAGAACGACAUUGCCACGACAUGACUCAUCUCUGCCACUGCAUCGCUCUUCUUCGAUGCAGCUUCGUCAGGGGCAGACAUCUCAGGACCAUGGCACGGGCUUGGAUUCGAUGCCCGAGCAGUUUCUUUCCCCUAACCCAUAUGCGUACACAGGAUAUGAUGCAUACACCCAAGGUGAGGGAUCUCAGCCGUUUCUCUCCACGCGAGGGAUCCCCAUGCCCGAGGAGACUCGUGUACCAGAUUUAAACCAGCACCAAGUACAAUGGCCAGACAGUAUAGGAGAGGGAUAUGCUCAGGACACACCUGAUGUUAAUUGGGGCGAUGAGAACACCCAACGCGGCGUCAACACAGGCCUCCGGGGAGCAUCACAUGAUCAUGGCGUCAACACAGGCCUCCGGGGAGCAUCACAUGAUCUUGGCGACACGGUUACAUCAUUAGUUACAGAGUUCUUCGGAGGGGAUGUUAUUGGCCCAUCUUUUAUCCCCCCGGAGUCACAACCAUACGCCUACAAUUACGCUUCAGGUUCGCAACAAGGAUUCGCGACUCCACCACCUACGCAGGACUCGCAGACACAUGAAGCCGAAUUGGAGUACGGCCGCGGUCUUCGUGGGGGCCGGCCACCUAAUCUCUUGUCGCCUUCCGGUCGUAAGGAAAGGCCAGGUGGUCGUCGUAAAGUAGGGUGA